AUGGAUCUACCAAUGAAGAUAUUCACUCAUUCUUCAAAUCGUAAUCAGUUUGCUUGGAAUACCAUCAUUAGAGGCUUUUCAAUUAGUCAAAACCCAGAAAAAGCUCUUCACAUAUUUAUCAAAAUGCUUAGAAAAACUAUUGAGCCUGAAAGCUUUACAUAUGCUUUUGUACUUAAAGCGUGUGCGAAGAUGAAUGCGUUUCAGACAGGAAUCUGUUCAUGUUAUAGUAUUAAAGAUGGGUAUGGAAAUCAUUUGUUUGUUGCUAAUACUAUGAUUCAUUUUUACGCUUCGUGUGCAAAUUUGGGUUCUGCAAGGAAGUUGUUUGAUGAAUUGUAUCAACCAAAUGCUGUGACGUGGAAUGCUUUGAUCUCGGGUUAUGUACAGAAUGGCUCGCUGAUGAGGGACUGA
Papaver somniferum (opium poppy) is the source of this 408-nucleotide messenger RNA. Its product is annotated as pentatricopeptide repeat-containing protein At5g08305-like. NCBI's taxonomy places the organism in Eukaryota, Viridiplantae, Streptophyta, Magnoliopsida, Ranunculales, Papaveraceae. Gene Ontology annotation, biological process: RNA modification. The coding region runs from base 1 to 408 and encodes 135 amino acids. Gene Ontology annotation, molecular function: RNA binding; protein binding. The record is from RefSeq and is a predicted model, not a curated record. The transcript has a single exon.